Messenger RNA from Fusarium graminearum PH-1, 570 nucleotides. RefSeq lists its product as uncharacterized. Lineage: Eukaryota; Fungi; Ascomycota; Sordariomycetes; Hypocreales; Nectriaceae. Bases 1 to 570 code for a protein of 189 amino acids. The transcript has a single exon. The record is from RefSeq and is a predicted model, not a curated record.
AUGCCUCCGCCGGAAUAUUUUUACACAUUGGUUCACCAAGGGCCAGGCCUUUUGCCAUAUGAUUAUUCACUUGACAGAUCGGAUUAUGACUCGACAGAGGAUUCGGAGCUUGACUCAGAGGACGACUCAGAGGACGACUCAGAGUGUGAGUCGGAGGGUGUCUCCGAGUGUGACUCAGACGUCGACACAGACGGUGAAUUAGGCAGAGUCCCAUGCCGUUUGAGAGAAUACGGCUGCAACGAAGUCUUCCGCUCAGGUUCUCUUUUAGUAUACCAUUAUGAGCAUAAAAAUUGCUGUGUCGAUGGGCUGGAGAUUACUCCCGAAAUCUUCGACCAGUCGGAAGAAAAGUUCGAAAAUCUCGUGUCCAACAAGUACGGCAUCUACAAGUGCCCAUACUGCAAGAACACAGGCGGAGGCAGGUUCAAAUACCUACACGACCUUGUUAAACAUGCUGAGACCAACGCUUGCCGCUUGAGGGUUCGUGGCGGCCUUAUUAGUGAAGUCCGUCGCAGGCUUCUGGAACAUGUGGACUAUUAUGACUCGCACAGAAUAUUAGAAAAGAGAAUCUGA